Naumovozyma dairenensis CBS 421 is the source of this 588-nucleotide messenger RNA. RefSeq names its product translocation channel protein TIM22 (gene TIM22). Gene Ontology annotation, cellular component: TIM22 mitochondrial import inner membrane insertion complex. Gene Ontology annotation, molecular function: transmembrane protein transporter activity. The record is from RefSeq and is a predicted model, not a curated record. Gene Ontology annotation, biological process: protein insertion into mitochondrial inner membrane. The coding region runs from base 1 to 588 and encodes 195 amino acids. The transcript has a single exon. NCBI's taxonomy places the organism in Eukaryota, Fungi, Ascomycota, Saccharomycetes, Saccharomycetales, Saccharomycetaceae.
AUGGUUUAUCAAGGAUUUGGGCUCGAAGAACUUGCACCACCAUCUCAUCAUAACAAGUCUUUUAAAGAUUUAACGCCUGAUGAACAGGGAGAAAGAGGUGCUCAAAUGAUGGUAAAUUUUAUGACUUCAUGUCCUGGAAAAUCAAUCAUAAGUGGUGUUACAGGGUUUGCCCUAGGUGGUGUUCUUGGUCUAUUUAUGGCAUCCAUGGCCUACGACACACCUUUACAUACUCCGCUGGCAGGAGGCGUAACCGCUAAUGUACAACAAAUGGCUGAUCUCCCUUUGAAACAACAAGUUAAAUUACAGUUUGCUGAUAUGGGGAAGAGAUCCUAUUCUAGUGCGAAGAAUUUUGGUUAUAUUGGUAUGAUUUAUGCUGGAGUAGAAUGUGUAGUUGAAUCUUUGAGAGCUAAGAAUGAUAUAUAUAACGGGGUUACUGCAGGUUGUAUAACAGGUGGUGGGUUGGCUUAUAAAAGUGGUCCACAAGCUGCAUUGAUGGGAUGUGGUGGUUUUGCUCUAUUUUCAGCAGCCAUCGAUAUGUAUAUGAAAAGUGAAGAUGGUAGGCCGCCAGCAAAUGAUUUCAAAGGAUAA